This is a messenger RNA of Choloepus didactylus (southern two-toed sloth), 3644 nucleotides long. It is a transcript of the gene ITCH, whose product is annotated as itchy E3 ubiquitin protein ligase. Gene Ontology annotation, molecular function: protein binding; ubiquitin protein ligase activity. The transcript is spliced from 28 exons. Gene Ontology annotation, biological process: protein K63-linked ubiquitination; protein K29-linked ubiquitination; protein K48-linked ubiquitination. The coding region runs from base 508 to 3096 and encodes 862 amino acids. NCBI's taxonomy places the organism in Eukaryota, Metazoa, Chordata, Mammalia, Pilosa, Megalonychidae. The record is from RefSeq and is a predicted model, not a curated record.
GGUAGCUGUAGUUGGGGCUCGGGAACGGCUGCCAUCUUAGUCCAGCGACUGAGGAGUCGCCGCCGCCCCGAGUCCCGGUAACAUGCAUUUAACUGUGACCUUCUGGAGACAACACCUUAACCCAAAGAAGUGACUCCAACAGUGAGAACUUCAGGAGAGGAGAUUGAUAGUGAUCCUAGUCUCAAUAUAAGGAGCAGACUGAACAGGUUCAAGUGUGGCAAUGACAUGAGUACUUUUGUAGGAAAGUUAAUUUUGGAAUAAUAAGGUGAAAAUCUGCAGACCCAAAUUGGAGUGUUGAAUUGGCUCCGCUUUCAUAAUCCUAUUUGUUUCUUAAUGGCUGGCGGCUGCUACUUUGGACCUAGGAAACAGGAUCUAGUUUUCAACCCAGCUGUAUAGUCUGGUUACUAUUUGCCCAGACAAGAAUCAUUCCACCUUCAUGGUUCCACUUACAACAGAAUUGAGCAGUCAUUUUUCACAGUAGUGACUGGUUUGCUGAUUAUUGGUGGUAUGUCUGACAGUGGAUCACAGCUUGGUUCAAUGGGUAGCCUGACCAUGAAAUCACAACUUCAGAUCACUGUCAUCUCAGCAAAACUUAAAGAAAAUAAAAAGAAUUGGUUUGGACCAAGUCCUUACGUGGAAGUCACUGUAGAUGGACAGUCAAAGAAGACAGAGAAGUGUAACAAUACGAACAGUCCCAAAUGGAAGCAACCCCUUACAGUUAUUGUUACCCCUGUGAGUAAAUUACUUUUUCGUGUGUGGAGUCACCAGACGCUGAAAUCUGAUGUUUUGUUGGGAAGUGCUGCAUUAGAUAUUUAUGAAACGUUAAAGUCAAACAAUAUGAAACUUGAGGAAGUGGUUGUGACUUUGCAGCUUGUAGGUGACAAAGAACCAACAGAUACAAUAGGAGACUUGUCAGUUUGUCUUGAUGGGCUUCAAUUAGAAUCUGAAGUGGUUACUAAUGGUGAAACUACAUGUUCAGAAAGUGCUUCACAGAAUGAUGAUGGCUCCAGACCCAAGGAUGAAACAAGAGCAAACACAAAUGGAUCAGAUGACCCUGAGGAUGCAGUUUCUGGUGAAAAUAGGAGGAUUAAUGGGAAUAAUUCUCCAUCACUUUCAAAUGGCGGUUUUAAACCUUCUAGGCCUCCAAGACCUUCACGACCACCUCCACCCACUCCACGUAGACCAGCAUCUGUCAAUGGCUCACCAUCUGCCACUUCAGAAAGUGAUGGAUCUAGUACAGGCUCUUUGCCACCAACAAAUGCAAAUACAAAUACAUCUGAAGGAGCAACAUCUGGAUUAAUAAUUCCUCUUACUAUAUCUGGAGGCUCAGGCCCUAGGCCAUUAAAUCCUGUAACUCAAGCUCCCCUACCACCUGGUUGGGAGCAAAGAGUGGAUCAGCAUGGAAGAGUUUACUAUGUAGAUCAUGUUGAAAAAAGAACAACAUGGGAUAGACCAGAACCUCUACCUCCUGGCUGGGAACGGCGGGUUGACAACAUGGGACGUAUUUACUAUGUUGACCAUUUCACAAGAACAACAACAUGGCAGAGGCCAACAUUGGAAUCCGUCCGAAACUAUGAACAGUGGCAGCUACAGCGUAGUCAACUUCAAGGAGCAAUGCAGCAGUUUAACCAGAGAUUCAUUUAUGGGAAUCAAGAUUUGUUUGCUACACCACAAAGUAAAGAAUUUGAUCCCCUUGGUCCCCUACCACCUGGAUGGGAGAAAAGAACUGAUAGCAAUGGCAGAGUAUAUUUUGUCAACCAUAAUACUCGUAUUACACAGUGGGAAGACCCCCGAAGUCAAGGUCAAUUAAAUGAAAAGCCCUUACCUGAAGGCUGGGAAAUGAGAUUCACAGUGGAUGGAAUUCCAUAUUUUGUGGACCACAACAGAAGAACAACCACUUAUAUAGAUCCCCGCACAGGAAAAUCUGCCCUAGACAAUGGACCUCAGAUAGCCUAUGUUCGGGACUUCAAGGCAAAGGUUCAGUAUUUUCGGUUCUGGUGUCAGCAACUGAUCGUGCCACAGCACAUAAAGAUCACAGUGACAAGAAAAACGUUGUUUGAGGAUUCCUUUCAGCAGAUAAUGAGCUUCAGUCCCCAAGAUCUGCGAAGACGUUUGUGGGUGAUUUUUCCAGGAGAAGAAGGUUUAGAUUAUGGAGGUGUAGCAAGGGAAUGGUUCUUUCUUUUAUCACAUGAAGUGUUGAACCCAAUGUAUUGCCUGUUUGAAUAUGCAGGGAAGGAUAACUACUGCUUGCAGAUAAACCCUGCUUCUUACAUAAAUCCAGAUCAUCUGAAAUAUUUUCGUUUUAUUGGCAGGUUUAUUGCCAUGGCUCUGUUCCAUGGGAAAUUCAUAGAUACAGGUUUUUCUUUGCCAUUCUAUAAGCGUAUCUUGAACAAACCAGUUGGACUCAAGGAUUUAGAAUCUGUUGAUCCAGAAUUUUACAAUUCUCUCAUCUGGGUUAAAGAAAACAAUAUUGAAGAAUGUGGUUUGGAAAUGUACUUCUCAGUUGAUAAGGAAAUUCUAGGAGAAAUUAAGAGCCAUGAUUUGAAACCCAAUGGUGGCAAUAUUCUUGUAACAGAAGAAAAUAAAGAAGAAUAUAUCAGAAUGGUCGCUGAGUGGAGGUUGUCUCGAGGUGUUGAAGAACAGACACAAGCUUUCUUUGAAGGCUUUAAUGAAAUUCUUCCCCAGCUGUAUCUGCAAUACUUUGAUGCAAAGGAAUUAGAGGUCCUUUUAUGUGGAAUGCAAGAGAUUGAUUUGAAUGACUGGCAAAGACAUGCCAUCUACCGUCAUUACACUAGGACAAGCAAACAAAUCAUGUGGUUUUGGCAGUUUGUUAAAGAAAUUGAUAAUGAGAAGAGAAUGAGACUUCUGCAGUUUGUUACUGGUACCUGCCGAUUGCCAGUUGGAGGAUUUGCGGACCUAAUGGGGAGCAAUGGACCACAGAAAUUUUGCAUUGAAAAAGUUGGGAAAGAAAAUUGGCUGCCCAGAAGUCAUACCUGUUUCAACCGCUUGGACCUGCCACCCUACAAGAGCUAUGAGCAACUAAAAGAGAAGCUGUUGUUUGCCAUUGAAGAAACAGAAGGAUUUGGACAAGAAUAACUUCUGAGAAUUUGCACCACCGAAGAUCAAGAAUUCAUUUGCAAUGUUUGUCCUAUUUCUUCUAUGCCUGUUGCACAUCUUGUUGUAAAUUGGACUGUGGCUGUUUAGAGAGUUAUCUGUGUGUGAGUAAAUUAAUGUUAUCAUUGAGAUUUAUCUCCCAGUGAUUCUGGAUUUCACUCAACAUUUCCAGAAAUGAGAUCUGUAAAUGACUAGUUAAAACCUUACUUAACUUGAGAUUUAACACAGCAAUGAAAUCUGCUUUGUCUUAUUCCACUAGAUUAUUUCCUUAACAACAAUUUUGUAUACGUCUUACUUGGGAGUAGGUUUAUUUCUUUUAGAGAUUCUGCAGAUAUACAGGGAAGAACCUUGGUAACUGCAAUAUGCAAGAUCUUCAUACUGAGCCUCUUGGUAAGAGGUAUUUGUUAAAAGUGCAAGCUUAGCCCAGUUUCUGGGGACCAUGAGCAGACUUCUGGCUUGUGCUCUUCCUCUCACUUCAGCCUUGGCCUGACUGUUGUUUUUCCUCUCUGGAGCAUGAAUCCAUGCAUCAC